ACUGUGCUCGAACGAAUAUUAUAUUCGUUCGUUCGUUCAUUUCAGUUCAUCAAAUCUAAUAAACAAUGUCUGGUCGCGGCAAGGGCGGUAAAGUGAAGGGGAAGGCAAAGUCUCGUUCGAAUCGCGCCGGACUCCAGUUUCCCGUCGGUCGUAUACACAGACUACUGAGGAAGGGCAACUACGCGGAGCGCGUCGGUGCCGGCGCACCGGUCUACCUGGCCGCCGUGAUGGAGUACCUCGCCGCCGAAGUGCUGGAAUUGGCCGGCAACGCGGCCCGCGACAACAAGAAGACAAGAAUCAUACCGAGACAAUUGCAGCUGGCGAUACGCAAUGACGAGGAGCUGAACAAGCUGCUAUCGGGCGUGAUAAUCGCACAGGGAGGCGUGCUGCCCAACAUUCAGGCGGUCCUUCUGCCUAAGAAGACCGAGAAGAAGGCCUAAUGGCCCGAAACACGACGACCGCGACGCAAUCACUAUUCAUCGGUCGCGAUGGCUGAUGAUAAAAGGCCCUUAUGAGGGCCACAAAUAUUUGUCAAACAAGCAAUCAUUAUAAAAAAUGAAUUAUUUCUACGUUUAUUAUAUUGUCGUUAUUAUAAUAUUACCCUAGCUGUUGUAAUAAAAUCAAAAAAAAAAAAAAAAACACAAAUAUAAUAUGUAAGGAAGGUAGUACACCUAUCUGUGUAGGU
Messenger RNA from Leptidea sinapis, 685 nucleotides. RefSeq names its product histone H2A-like. Gene Ontology annotation, molecular function: DNA binding; structural constituent of chromatin; protein heterodimerization activity. Gene Ontology annotation, cellular component: nucleosome. The coding region runs from base 66 to 440 and encodes 124 amino acids. The record is from RefSeq and is a predicted model, not a curated record. The transcript has a single exon. Lineage: Eukaryota; Metazoa; Arthropoda; Insecta; Lepidoptera; Pieridae.